AUGACUCAGAGCUAUGCACUUCAAUACGCAAUGUGUUUGCAUAUGGGGUUUGGUGUCUCCAAGAGUCCGGAGUCUGCCUAUCAGGUACUUCAAGAUGCCGGAAUCUCUAAUCAUGACUUUCAAACCGCGCUAGUGAACUUAAAGGCGAAGCUGGGGGAGCCAGUAUACCACGAAAGCGCAUAUCAGAAACUCCUUCUUGAAGGCUACGAUCUGUCGAUUGACUAUUCAAGGUACUAUGACAGUCUAGGACGUUCGGAUGAAGCCCUUGCACAAAACCGAGAAGACUUAACCAACCUAGAGAGCUUUCUCGGCCGCGAUAACUCCCUUGCUCUAUCAGUGAGAACCAUUUUGUGCGACCAGCUUCUUGGAAUGAAAAGAGUUCAAGAAGCACUUACACUCAGAAAGGAGUUUGUUGACAUAAGGAAGCGGACGCAUGGAAAUCAUGCCGAGGAGACAAAAAGAGCAAUGCUGGCUUUAGCGGCUGUGUACGUCAACGCAGGCAUGGUACAUAAAGCAGAUAAACUUUUCGCAGAGCUCAUGGAUUCACGAUUACCCGGCCUUGAAGGGGCAAAUCAACUGCGUGUAUUAUCGCUCAUUCGCCGCUCGCAGAAUCGACUGGACGAUGCAAUCGAAGCUCACAAGGAGCUGCUCACUAUUCUGUUUGAAAAGCUAAACAGUGACCACCCAGACUCUCUCGAAGAAGAGUCCAGGCUUUGUACGAUGCUGAUUAAUCAAAAAAACUACGACGACUCAGGACUACGAUUGGAGCGCGUUGUUGAGACAUGCAAGAAAGUCCUCGGCCCGAAUAACAAACUAACAUUGACAAAUACAGGCAAUUUGGCGUACUGCUAUGAUCAAAAGGGGGAGUUCCAGCGAUCUGUCCCUCUUUACCGUCAAUUAGUGAAUGAAGAAGCGCAUCUCAAGGCAUAUAUAUUUCAACACUAUGUUUCGAAGCUGAAGGCUGCAGAGAAAGCCCUUGAAGAGGUUUAUUAG
Messenger RNA from Aspergillus calidoustus, 993 nucleotides. The record is from the annotation of a GenBank genome assembly. NCBI's taxonomy places the organism in Eukaryota, Fungi, Ascomycota, Eurotiomycetes, Eurotiales, Aspergillaceae.